Sarcophilus harrisii (Tasmanian devil) is the source of this 1585-nucleotide messenger RNA. RefSeq names its product polyamine-modulated factor 1. Gene Ontology annotation, cellular component: MIS12/MIND type complex. The transcript is spliced from 5 exons. Lineage: Eukaryota; Metazoa; Chordata; Mammalia; Dasyuromorphia; Dasyuridae. Gene Ontology annotation, biological process: chromosome segregation. The record is from RefSeq and is a predicted model, not a curated record. Bases 56 to 676 code for a protein of 206 amino acids.
GUUCCUUGGUAGGCGGGGCGGGGGCUGUCUCGUAUUUUGGCGGUUUGACUUUAACAUGGCGAACGCGAGCGGCAGUAACGUCGGCGGCAGCAGCGGCGAAGUGGUGGGAGGCGAGGAGUCGUCCCUGGCGGAGGGCUCGUCUACCGGUCGUAUUCCGAAGGUGAAGGUUCUGGACACCGUUGUGGACACUUUCCUUCAGAAGCUAGUAUCUGCCGGGAGUUAUGAGCGAUUUGCCAAAUGUUACAAGCGCUUCUACAAACUCCAACCUGAAAUGACACGACUAAUUUAUGACCAGUUUAUAACUCAGUUGCAGACAUCCAUCCGGGAAGAAAUUGCCACAAUUAAGGAAGAAGGGAAUCUAGAAGCUGUUUUGAAUUCUCUUGAUAAGAUUUUGGAGGAGGCCGAGGACCGAAAGGAGCCAGCAUGGCGCCCCAGUGGGAUUCCUGAAGAUGAUGUGCGCAGUACGCUGAUACCCUACUUCUUACAGCAACAGUCAUCCCUGAAGCAACUGGUCCAGGAGCAGGAGAAAGAAAAUGUCAAACUAGCUGAAAUGGUCCUGGAAGGGCGGAAGCAAGUGCUGGAGUUACAGCAACAGAUACAGGCCCGAAAGCAAGCUUGGCAGGCUCUUAGCAAAAAUCAGAGAGAGCUGGCAGCCGUGCUGAAAGACCCAGAGUGAGGAGGCCAGCCAACUGGAUUCCCACCCUUCUACUACUCUCAAGACUCUUUGUGGCUUUGGGGGGAGUGAUACCAUCUGGACAAGUUAAAGUUAGGAGCCAUGGAAGUAGAACCUACAGGGACUGAAGUUCUGAGCUACUUUGGGAGGGGAAGCCAGCUAAGAAGAGGGCUAUAGAAAGCCCAGAGACCCAAGGGAUUAGCCAGGAGCCAAGGAUGCAGGUUAAGGCCUCUUCCUAUAUUUUGGGCUUUUCUGGUACCAUUCAUCCUGCUCCCCAGCUCUGCUUGUGAUUCCCUUCUGUUUCCACACCACUUGGGAGUAAGGUGGGCCACAUGUUUCUGCUGCCCUUGGGAUGGAUUUCAGUACCUCUCUUCACUGAGCCCGGCCCAGUCCCUCCCCCUCUGCUCAUCCCUCCCAGUCCAGACUGCCCCUGCCACAGAGUCCUGGAAUCCUCUAAUCAUGGAAUCUGUUUCCAAUCUCCUCUGAUUGCUGCCUUGCGAGGCAGGCUGAUGCCCUGUCAUGUUCUCCCCACAUCUGUAAAUAAAACUUCCUACACUACGCUGUCAUUUCUCCACUCCCAAGAUGUUUGCCCCUGUUGGCCUCGGCUGUCCCCGAUUUGCUCUCCUUAUGCUGCUCCCCAGGCUGCCAGGGAGCCUUUGGAUCCAGGACUUUGAGUUCAUUUUGCAAGGAGGGCGGUCUGGCUCCAAUCAUUUUUCUCAGUCUGUUGACUCUAGAGUCUCCAGGUCUGGGAGAUAAGAUGGACUUUAAUUCUAGCCUUGUUACUAGAACAACCCCCCAGCGAUAUCCCAGUGACUGUAGGCAUAUAAUUUUGUCAUUUUGCUAACCUUGACCCUCACCCCAUUUUUCCUGUUUCAUGUCUAGGCCGAUUCAGAAUAAAUCUACAUAACUUAA